UAGGCUGCGACUGCGGCUGCCAUAUCCUGAAUUAGACAUGGCCGCGACCGGAGUUCUUCCCUUUAUCAGGGGGGUAGACUUGAGUGGGAAUGACUUUAAGGGGGGCUAUUUUCCUGAGCAUGUCAAGUCUAUGACCAGCUUGCGAUGGCUGAAACUAAACAGAACGGGUCUUUGCUAUCUUCCAGAGGAACUUGCCUCCCUACAGAAACUGGAACAUUUAUCAGUGAGUCACAACAGCCUCACAACGCUGCAUGGAGAGCUGUCCAGUCUUCCCAACCUGAGGGCCUUGGUGGCCAGAGCAAACAACUUGAAGAACUCCGGAGUUCCUGAUGAUAUUUUUCAGCUGGAUGAUCUUUCUGUGCUGGAUUUGAGCUAUAACCAACUCGCUGAGAUUCCAAGGGACUUGGAAAACUCCAGGAACAUGUUGGUCUUAAACCUCAGUCACAAUAGCAUUGAUAACAUACCAAAUCAGCUGUUCAUUAAUCUGACUGAUCUGCUCUACCUGGACCUGAGUGACAAUAAUUUGGACACCUUGCCCCCUCAGAUGAGACGCUUGGUCCAUUUGCAGACCCUGAUACUCAAUAAUAAUCCACUUAUGCAUGCACAGCUCAGGCAACUACCUGCUAUGGUGGCCCUGCAAACCCUUCACUUACGGAACACACAACGUACUCAAAGUAAUAUGCCAACCAGUCUAGAGGGACUCACAAACUUAGCGGAUGUGGACCUUUCCUGCAAUGAUCUGAGUCGAGUACCAGAAUGCUUGUAUACCCUGGCUAAUCUAAAACGACUCAAUUUGAGCAGCAAUCAGAUAUCAGAACUGUCACUGUGCAUAGAUCAGUGGACCAAGCUUGAGACUCUCAACCUUUCAAGGAACCAACUCACAUCCUUGCCUUCUGCUAUUUGCAAGCUGUCCAUGCUGAAGAAGCUGUAUGUGAACUCAAACAAAAUUGAUUUCGAUGGGCUUCCAUCCGGUGUGGGAAAACUAUCCAACCUAGUGGAAUUCAUGGCAGCAAAUAAUAAUUUGGAGCUCGUUCCAGAGGGACUUUGCAGGUGUGGGAAGUUGAAGAAACUGGUCUUGAACAAGAACCGUCUUGUGACUUUACCAGAGGCCAUUCAUUUCUUGACUGAUUUGCAGGUUUUGGACGUUCGUGAGAAUCCCAAUCUAGUCAUGCCUCCUAAGCCGGUGGACAGAACAGCUGAGUGGUACAACAUAGACUUCUCUUUGCAGAACCAGCUACGAUUGGCUGGUGCAUCCCCAGCCACUGUAGCAGCAGCUGGUGGAGGAAAUAGCCCAAAAGAUCACAUGGCCCGGAAAAUGAGGCUAAGGAGGAGAAAAGACUCUUCUCAAGAUGAUCAGGCUAAACAGGUGCUGAAAGGAAUGUCAGAUGUGACUCAUGAUAAGAACAAAUCUAUGGAGGAGAAUGGCGACUUGAAAUACUCAGACCUGAAAGUAAAGCGUUGGGACAAGAACCUGGAGAAACCUCCACUGGACUACUCCGAGUUCUUCUUGGAGGAUGUGGGGCAAAUACCUGGAGUCACAAUCUGGCAGAUAGAGAACUUUGUACCCAUGCAGGUGGACGAAGCUUUCCACGGAAAGUUCUAUGAGGCUGACUGUUACAUUGUUCUCAGAACUUUCUUAGAUGAUAACGGAGCCUUGAACUGGCAGAUCUUUUACUGGAUUGGCCAGGAAGCCACACUUGAUAAGAAAGCCAGCUCAGCAAUCCAUGCUGUCAACCUUCGUAAUUAUUUGGGCGCUGAGUGCAGGAGUAUCAGAGAGGAGAUGGGAGACGAAAGUGAAGAAUUCACUGCGGUGUUCGACACUGCGAUCUCUUACAUUGAGGGCGGAACUGCUAGUGGAUUUUACACCGUAGAGGACACACAAUAUUCAACCAGGUUGUACAGGGUAUAUGGGAAAAAGAACAUCAGAUUAGAAUCGGUGCCUAUUAAAGCGUCCUCACUUGACCCACGAUUUGUGUUCUUGCUGGACAAUGGUCUUGAAAUAUUUGUUUGGAGAGGAGGUAAUGCAACGCUGGGUGGUACCACAAAAGCAAGGUUAUUUGGUGAAAAGAUCAACAAAAAUGAGCGAAAAGGUAAAGCAGAGAUUAUGACGUUGAUGCAAAAUCAUGAACCUCCCGAGUUCUGGGAGAUUCUUGGAGGACAGCCAGAGGAAAUCAAAAAACAUGUUCCAGAUGACUUUACUCCUGUCCGUCCCAAGCUGUAUAAGGUUGGCUUAGGUUUGGGAUAUCUCGAACUUCCUCAAAUCAACUACAAACUUUCGGUGGAGCACAAGGAUAAAAUCAAACUAGAUGUGGUUCCGGAGAAUAGACUGGUACAAGGUCUUCUGGACACUAAAGGUGUCUUCAUCUUAGAUUGCUGGUCUGAUGUAUUCAUUUGGAUCGGCCGUAAAUCUCCACGUCUGGUGAGGGCAGCCGCGUUGAAGCUGGGCCAGGAGGUGUGCUGUAUGCUGCAUCGACCAAAGCACGCCGUGGUCAUUCGUAAUCUGGAGGGCACGGAGUACCAGGUCUUCAAAUCCAAGUUCAAGAAUUGGGAUGACGUGUUGAAGGUGGACUACACCAGGAACGCAGAGAGCGUGAAGCAGGCCGCUGGCUUGUCUGGAAAAGUAAAGAAGGAUGCAGAGCAGAAGGACCAGAUGAAAGCUGAUCUAACAGCUCUCUUCCUGCCCAGGCAGCCACCCAUGCCCCUCACAGAGGCUGAGCAAAUGAUGGAGGAGUGGAACGAGGACUUGGACGGCAUGGAGGGAUUUGUUCUAGAGGGAAAGAAGUUUGCUCGUUUGCCAGAGGAGGAGUUUGGUCACUUCCACACUCAGGACUGCUAUGUAUUUCUCUGCAGGUACUGGGUGGCUGUGGAAUAUGAGAAUGAUCAAGAGAAAGACAAAGAGAAAAGAGAGGAUGAUGACAAACAGCCUGAAGAAGACUUCCAGUGUGUGGUUUAUUUCUGGCAGGGCCGUGAGGCCUCCAACAUGGGCUGGCUGACUUUCACUUUCAGCCUGCAGAAGAAGUUUGAAAGUUUGUUUCCAGGGAAACUAGAGGUUGUGAGAAUGACCCAGCAGCAGGAGAACCUCAAGUUCUUGUCACAUUUCAAGAGAAAGUUCAUCAUUCACAAAGGCAAGAGGAAGAUUAAAGUGGACAGUGUGCAACCAAGCUUAUACCACAUCAGGACAAAUGGAAGCGCUCUUUGUACCAGGACUAUUCAAAUAGCCACAGAUUCCAGCAACCUCAAUUCUGAAUUCUGCUUCAUAUUGAAGGUUCCAUUUGAAAGUACAGACAACCAGGGAAUAGUGUACACUUGGGUUGGAAGAGCAGCAGACCCAGAUGAAGCUAAACUAGCAGAAGACAUCAUGAACACAAUGUUUGAUGAGUCGUACAGUAAGCAGGUGAUAAAUGAAGGAGAGGAGCCAGAAAAUUUCUUCUGGGUUGGCAUCGGCUCUCAGAAGCAAUACGAUGAAGAUGCAGAGUACAUGAAAUAUGCUAGACUGUUUAGGUGCUCGAAUGAGAAAGGUUACUUUGCUGUAUCAGAGAAGUGCUCAGACUUUUGUCAGGAUGACCUGGCUGAUGAUGACAUUAUGCUUUUAGACAAUGGAAAAGAGGUUUACAUGUGGGUUGGCUCUCAGACAAGCCAAGUGGAGAUUAAGCUAAGCUUGAAGGCUUGUCAGGUCUAUAUUCAACACAUGAGGUCCAAGGAUGCGGAGCACCCUAGGAAGCUGCGCCUGGUGCGCAAAGGCAAUGAGCCUCACUGUUUUACCCGCUGUUUCCACGCCUGGGGUGCAUUCAAGACUGCACCUGCAUAAAUUUGCCCUGCACCACACAGUCUGUCUGAAUACAGUAAACGAGCAUUAGCGUUUCCAAAAACACCAACAUUCACAACACACCUGUUAUUGAUGCGCACUGCAACACUCUCUUUAAAACGCUCAUGUUAUAUUUGCUCAUUCAAGCAAUAUAGAAUUUUAGAAGGCGUAGGUUUAAAAGAUACAGCACUUAUGUUUCCUCUUGACAAAAAAUUCUGUAUUUCAUAAGGGACGGAUUUAAGAAGAACAUUCAUGUUCCAAGGGAGAGCUUAGGUUGUUUUUUUAUCAUCUGGCUGCACGUGUUGUGAAUUGCCAUGUCCGUUUACAUUUUCUGAAUUAGACUUUGCUUAAGUUCGUUUUAAGACUAUUUAUAUCAUGCUUUUGAACAACACCUCCUGUUUUAUUUAGUAAAUGCAUAUCACGUGUAUUGACUGCCACCAUUUUGAAAAAGCACAAACUUUAGGUCUAUGUUUCAUCUAAAGACAUAAGAAUCGGUGCCACUCACACCCUGUUUCAGUCCUUGACCUUUAGGAUGUUAACUCUUCCAAUGCUGAUGGGAUAGUUAAUUGCACAAUACUUUGUGGAAUGUUCUCUGAUUAAUGAAUUGUUGGAAUAAGUAUAUAUAGUUUAAUGCCCUUAAACUGUCUGGAACGACCACAUACGGACACAGAGUACUGGCCGCAGGAGUGCUGAAGCAGUUAGAGUCUGCGUUGAUCUCAUCAGCUUUAUUUAAAAGCAUAAUCUGAAAUUGCUUGGACUGGCACUCUUGUUGUAUUAAUACUGCCAGGAUUUGAUAUGGCGAACACAUUUGCAUUUUCAAUAGGUUUGUUAGCCUAAAACAAGUCAUCAAUCACAGAUUGUGCUUUUUUUAAAACAAAAGUUAUUGUCCUGUGUAUGGACUGUUUAGUUUUUUGAAUUCUGAAUAUUUGUUGAACUUGGACUGGGAAAAUAAAUAUUUAGCCAGGGAAAUAAAUAUUAAGCCAGGGAAAUAAAUAUUCCUUUUUUAUUAUGCUAAUAAAUUUUCUUAUUUAUAUCACUAAAGGGAUUGUUAGAGGUUAAAAAAUAUUUUCAGUUGACGGUUGGCUGCCCUGUUCUGUAAUUUUUUUCACUAAAGCUUUUUUUGUCUGCAUAUAUAAAUGUAUUUCUAUGUGUACAAAUAUUUUCUGCCACUGACUUACAUACAGAUGCUCUAUUUAUGUAUUUUGUAUUGAAUAAAGUUUCAUUGCACAUCUGUACAACUAA
This is a messenger RNA of Triplophysa dalaica, 5047 nucleotides long. It is a transcript of the gene flii, whose product is annotated as FLII actin remodeling protein. Gene Ontology annotation, molecular function: phosphatidylinositol-4,5-bisphosphate binding; actin filament binding. The coding region runs from base 38 to 3808 and encodes 1256 amino acids. Lineage: Eukaryota; Metazoa; Chordata; Actinopteri; Cypriniformes; Nemacheilidae. Gene Ontology annotation, cellular component: cytoplasm; actin cytoskeleton; nucleus. The transcript has 30 exons. The record is from RefSeq and is a predicted model, not a curated record. Gene Ontology annotation, biological process: actin filament severing; myofibril assembly; actin polymerization or depolymerization.